Phytophthora nicotianae INRA-310 is the source of this 189-nucleotide messenger RNA. RefSeq lists its product as hypothetical. The transcript is spliced from 2 exons. NCBI's taxonomy places the organism in Eukaryota, Oomycota, Peronosporomycetes, Peronosporales, Peronosporaceae. Bases 1 to 189 code for a protein of 62 amino acids. Gene Ontology annotation, molecular function: oxidoreductase activity. The record is from RefSeq and is a predicted model, not a curated record.
AUGUCCGUGCGUCUAGACCGGGAGGUAGACUCGACCGACUACCUUGGUAAGGCUGUGUCAGGCGGUGAAGUGUCGGUGUUCCUGUGCGAGGACUUCUCAUCACGUGCCAACCCGGGGUACAUGAUUGUCGUCAACGGUGUAUUGUACGGUGGUAAAAGUGGCGAGGCCUACUUGUCGGGCAAUAGCUAG